AUGUUGCCCGUUCUUGUCUUUGACUUGCCAGACUUUGAGGUUGCAGGGGCACUUGGCCGGUGCAAAGUUUGCAAUGCACAUGGACAAGGGCAGUGGGCGAGGCUUGCCAACCUGCGGGAACAUGAGAAGGGCCAGCCACACCAGCAGAAUCUCGCUCGAAAGCUUCGCAUUGCCAACGAGGUGCCCAGGGUCUCUCACAACACCCUCCUAAAUACCCUCCCAACACGCCCUCCUGAGGUUGUCACCUCCGACAAUUACGACGAGUUCUUUCCGCAACUCGACUGGCUCCCUCUAUCUCUUGGAGAAGACAUAAUUGAAGGUCAGACACGGCCUGGAGAUGUCAAUGAGCGGGAGAGGAAGGUUAGACUAGCCAUGGAGAAUCAUGCCCUCGCCGGGCGAGUGGCCUUCUCAGCGGGGGAGGAGUCUCUACUGGGCGGGGGUGACUCUGAAGUCUCUUUGGAGGAUGUUCUUGCUGGUUCCGGGCUUUUCCGAGCGGCCCUCCACCCUGAAGAUGAAGAUGACGACAUUUUGGAUUCUUCUCAACCCGAAAGUCAGUGGAAUGGCAGCGAUUGGCAUGACAUAGGAGGAGGGUAUAACGACGCCAACGAUCUUUCGCAGCACUUUUUUGGUGCACGGCAAGGCCCUCAGGAGGGCUACUUUCCAUAUCCCAACAAAGCGAUGAUGAAAACCGACAUCUUAUUCAGCUCUCCAGAUCUACGGGUUUCUCGGUCACAGAAGGAAGCAAUCCUAGGUUGGGGCCGAGCCCUCGGAGCGCAAGACGUCCCAUCACUGUACAAGGUGGAGAAGUUUCAGGCAGAGGCGUUAGAGGCAUACGGGAACCCGACCGAGCGGGGUGCAGACGUCUUCGGGCCAUGUAUUCUAUCGUAA
Molecule: messenger RNA, 888 nt
Organism: Dichomitus squalens LYAD-421 SS1
Lineage: Eukaryota; Fungi; Basidiomycota; Agaricomycetes; Polyporales; Polyporaceae
Exons: 3
Coding region: 1-888 (295 amino acids)
Source: RefSeq, a predicted model, not a curated record